CGGCCCGGUCCGCGGCAGAGCGUCGAGCAACGGGACCGGGACCGGCUCGGCCCCGGGGCCGCCAGUGACCGGAGGGUCGGGGGCGGCCGCUCCGAGCCCAGGCGGCUCCUUUUUGCCGCAAACCGGCGCGGGGUUAAGCUCUCUGCCUCCGUCCGGUGCAUUUUCCUCCUCGGCUCGGUUUUGUCUGACACCGGCGCCGUUGGGUCUUUUCUUUACCCGGAACCGGCACUUUUUGCCUCAAACCGGCGCAUGGCACCUCCGGAACGCUGCUUUGCUUUUGUUCCUCCGCACUCCCGGCUCGCUGCUGGAGGGAUGCGACACCCCCGGGGCUCUGCUGCACCCAAAGCCGCCCGUUCUGGACCCCGAUCUGCGCCUUUCCCACCCCCAUCCAUUCAUUCACCAUCCUAAUCCCUUCACUUUCCCAUCCUAAUCCCUUCACUUUCCCAUCCUAAUCCCUUCACUUUCCCAUCCUAAUCCGUUCCUUUCCCCCCCAAUCUGUUCCCUUUUCCUCCAAAUCCAUUCCCUUUCCCUCUAAUCCAUUCCUUUCCCAUCCUAAUCCAUUUCUUUCCCACCUAACCCUUGGCAGGAGCCCCUUGGUGAGCAGCUGGGGAGGUGCCAGGACCUGCGGGCGCUGCGCUAUGGGCAAGAGGAGCAAGCGGGCAGCUGACAGCUCUUCCUCGGGCGACGAGGAGGAGUAUGUGGUGGAGAAGGUGCUGGACCGGAGAGUGGUGAAGGGGCAGGCUGAGUACCUGCUCAAGUGGAAAGGCUUCUCCGAGGAGCACAACACCUGGGAGCCGGAGAAGAACUUGGACUGCCCGGAGCUGAUCUCGGAGUUCAUGAGGAAGUACAAGAAGAUGAAGGAGGGAGAAGGCAACAGGCAGAGGGACAGGGCCGAGGGCGCCAAGAGGAAAGGGCUGGGGGCCGGCGGGGACGACGUCAGGGCCAAGAAGAAGAGGGAGGGCAGUGACAUCGCCAGAGGCUUCGAGCGGGGGCUGGAGCCGGAGAAGAUCAUUGGCGCCACAGACUCCUGCGGGGACCUCAUGUUCCUGAUGAAGUGGAAGGACACAGACGAGGCUGACCUGGUGCUGGCCAAGGAGGCCAACCUCAAGUGCCCUCAGAUCGUCAUCGCCUUCUACGAGGAGCGCCUGACCUGGCAUGCAUACCCCGAGGACAGCGACAAAGAACGGGAGGCCCCCCGGAGCUAAGGCGACCCCCCCAGACACAACCACCCCCAACCCCUCCCCCACACACCCUGUACAUAGCCCCCUGCCCCCUCCCCCCGACCGAAUCAUCGUGUCCCCAUCCCCUGUGUCCCCCCCUUAAAGGGUUCCCUUUCCCCCCCCCCCCCCCGCAGUGUUCUUGUGCCCCCUCCUGGGCACAGGGGAGGGCUCAGCCGUGCCCUGUGGCUCCUCCUCGCCCAGAGGAGGGGUCCGGGGCAGUGCCGGGGGGGGGCUCAGAUCCCCUUUUUUGCUGUUUUUCUAUGGUUGAUGUUUUUAGCUGGGGACCCCCCCCCCCAAAAAAAAAACAACUGGGGGUGCCCUGUGUCCGUCCCCCUCCCCACCAACUCCACCUCUCUCUCCUGCCCCCCCUCCCCUUGUAUUUGCAUCCAAUAAACGGUCACUUUUCAGGA
Molecule: messenger RNA, 1630 nt
Organism: Pogoniulus pusillus (Red-fronted tinkerbird)
Lineage: Eukaryota; Metazoa; Chordata; Aves; Piciformes; Lybiidae
Gene: CBX5
Product: chromobox 5
Exons: 5
Coding region: 639-1205 (188 amino acids)
Biological process (GO): negative regulation of transcription by RNA polymerase II; chromatin organization
Cellular component (GO): nucleus; pericentric heterochromatin
Molecular function (GO): chromatin binding
Source: RefSeq, a predicted model, not a curated record